This is a messenger RNA of Lactuca saligna, 327 nucleotides long. The record is from the annotation of a GenBank genome assembly. NCBI's taxonomy places the organism in Eukaryota, Viridiplantae, Streptophyta, Magnoliopsida, Asterales, Asteraceae.
AUGGAGGAAGGCGAUGCAUAUGGAGGAAUGGGGAUUCAGUUAGAUGGGAAAAUUUCGCAAACAUUUCAAAAGAGUUUUGUUCAAGUUCAAAACAUAUUCGAUCAAAACAGAUUGUUGAUUAAUGAGAUCAAUCAAAAUCUCGAUUCGAAGAUUCCUGAUAAUCUGGGUAGAAAUGUGGGUUUGAUUAGAGAACUCAACAACAAUAUACGAAAAGUGGUUGAUCUUUACUCUGAUCUUUCAUCUAAUUUUACAAAAUCCAUGGAUGUUAAUAAUUCAUCUGAAGGGGAUUCAAGAUUAGAUUCCAAAAAGAGGAGUAGGCUUUCUUAA